GGGUCUGAGCGCACAUUUCCCCUUGGCAAGAAGUGCCGUUGCUGUGACGCAUGAGCCUGUCGCCUUAAAAAGUGUGUAAUUAGUGGUACAGAAACGAACUGCUCGAUUCCAGACGCGCGUAGAGAACUCACAGCGGUUCUGCUGAAGUUCUUACCUGCUUGGAACUGCACUUGCUUGCUGAUCCAGUUGAGAUCUUGCCCUAGCUGUGAGAUGAGUACUGAAGCAGAACAGCAGCUUCUCCAUGAUGCUAGAAAUGGAAAUGUUCAAGAGGUUAAACAGCUGUUGGAUACCAUGGACAAAGGAGAAAUAAGAUUUGAUAUCAACUGUAAAGGCAGAAGUAAAUCUAAUAUGGGUUGGACACCUCUUCACCUUGCUUGCUACUUUGGACAUGCUGUUGUGGUAGAGGAUUUGCUGAAGGCUGGUGCAGAUGUGAAUGUGCUGAAUGACAUGGGGGACACUCCACUCCAUCGUGCAGCUUUCACAGGACGCAAGGAGGUGGUGAUGUUACUCUUGCAGCAUAAUGCUGAUACUUCUAUUGUUAAUGGGAGUGGAGAGACUGCCAAAGAAGUUACUCAUGAUAAAGACAUAAGGAAUAUGUUGGAAGCAGUUGAAAGGACACAAGAAAGGAAACUGGAAGAAGAACUUUUAGGAGCAGCAAGAGAGGGGGAAACAGGGAAACUGACUGCCUUGUUGAACAAGCCCAAACCACCUGAUAUCAACUGUACAGAUCAGAUGGGGAACACACCAUUGCAUUGUGCAGCAUACCGUGCCCAUAAGCACUGUGCAUUGAAACUUCUAAAAAAUGGAGCAGAUCCUAAAAUAAGAAACAAAAAUGAUCAGACGCCCCUCGAUCUAGCCCAAGGUGCCGAAAUGAAACUGAUACUGGGAGGUAAAACUGGAAAGGUUAUCAACAAACCCCUGAGACGAUACGAAGGUCUCCUAUGGAAGAGCUCACGAUUUUUUGGUUGGAAACUCUACUGGAUAGUUCUAGAACAUGGAGUCCUUUCAUGGUAUCGGAGACAAGCUGAUGCAGUGAAUAAUGAUCAUCGUCAGGGAUGCAAGCAUCUAACACAAGCUGUCUGCACGGUAAAAUCUACAGACAGCUGCUUCUUUUCUGUCAGAUGUUUUGAUGACACUGUUCAUCGUUUCAAAAUUCCUAAAAAUAGCCUUCCCUCUCAAACAAGAGAGAGUUGGCUGGAAGCAAUAGAAGACCACUCAGCAUAUAGCACUCACUACUGCACACAGGAACAGUUGAGUAGUGAUGAUGAGGAAGAUGAUACAGUAUCUGUUACAGACCUACAAGAUACUCUGAAAAAAGCACAAGCAUGCCAACAAAGACUCAGUAAAGAGAUUUCAGACUUCCUUGCAAUGGUUAAAUCUUUGGAUGCUACAAAAGGAAUAUCUUCUCCACUCCUGCAAAAAGUUGAUGUUGUCUCUGAAGUAUCCCAGGAAACAUGUGAGGCCCUGGCUGACUGCCUCAACCUAUUUACAAAGCAAGAAGGGGUGAGGAAUUUGAAACUGGAGCAUGAGCAGGAGAAAAACAAGAUCUUGUCAGAAGCAUUAGAGACACUAGCUACCGAACACCAUGAACUAGAGCAGUCACUGGUUAAGGGAUCUCCGCCUCUCAGCAUCAUCAGUGAAGAGCAAUUCUAUGAUGCUGUUUCAGAUUCAGAAUCUGAAAAAUCAUUAAGUGGGUUUGAAACAACAGCAGCCUACUCAUUAGAGGACAGCAUGGAUUCAAAAGAUACAAUAACUUCAAGCGUGUCUGAAGAAAAGGUUUGUGGCAGUGGGGAGUCGCUGUCUAACGGAAUCAAAAAACACAGAACAAGCUUGCCAUCUCCGAUGUUUUCCAGAAAUGACUUCAGUAUCUGGAGUAUCUUAAGAAAAUGCAUUGGAAUGGAGUUGUCAAAGAUCACAAUGCCGGUUAUAUUCAAUGAGCCACUGAGCUUUCUGCAGCGACUUACAGAGUAUAUGGAGCAUACAUACCUCAUCCACAAAGCCAGCUCACUUUCCAGCACAACUGAGCGAAUGCAGUGUGUUGCUGCAUUUGCUGUGUCUGCUGUAGCCUCACAGUGGGAACGUACAGGGAAGCCGUUCAACCCGUUGCUUGGAGAGACAUAUGAGUUGAUCAGAGAUGAUCUUGGAUUUAGACUUCUCUCAGAGCAAGUUAGCCAUCAUCCACCAAUCAGUGCUUUCUAUGCUGAAGGUUUAAAUAAUGAUUUUGUGUUUCAUGGAUCAAUUUAUCCUAAGCUCAAAUUCUGGGGCAAGAGUGUGGAAGCAGAACCAAAAGGCACAAUGACUUUGGAGCUUCUUGAACACAGUGAAGCCUACACAUGGACAAAUCCUACGUGCUGUGUGCAUAACAUUAUUGUGGGCAAACUUUGGAUUGAGCAGUAUGGAAACGUGGAAAUAACUAACCAUAAAACUGGUGAAAAGUGUGUACUGAGCUUCAAGCCCUGCGGCCUCUUUGGGAAGGAGUUGCACAAAGUUGAAGGCUACAUUCAGGAUAAAAGCAAAAAGAAACUCUGUGCGCUGUAUGGGAAGUGGACUGAAUGUUUGUACAGUGUUGACCCAGCUACAUUUGAAGCUUACAAAAAAAAUGACAAGAAAAGUGCAGAAGAGAAGAAAAGCAGUAAACAGAUGGGCAAUACUGAGGAACCAGAUGAGAUGCCUUUGCCAGAUUCUGAGAGUGUGUAUGUUAUUCCUGGAAGUAUUUUGCUAUGGAAGAUAACUCCAAGACCUCCAAAUUCAGCACAGAUGUAUAAUUUUACUAGCUUUGCUAUGGCUUUGAAUGAGUUGGACAAAGAAAUGGAGAGUGUAAUUCCCAAAACUGACUGCCGGCUACGACCAGAUAUCAGAGCCAUGGAAAAUGGAGAAAUAGAUCUAGCUAGUGAAGAAAAGAAGAGGCUAGAAGAAAAACAAAGGACCGCCCGCAAAAAUCGUUCAAAGUCAGAGGAAGACUGGAAGACGAGGACCCCUGCUGAGCCAAGGACAGGUGUACUAGUCAGAUGCCCCUGGCUGCCCAAUUGCCUCAAAAGACAGCUAAGUAUAAAUUUACUACUUUAGCUUUAGUAAUACUGGUUUGGGAUUGCAUAAUUUUUCAUGAAAGUGAUUGCUACCACUGUUAGUAUUUUGUAAUGAUGACUGGAAAGGGAAUUUGAGUGUCCUUUUUAGGCUACCCUGCUUUCACUCCCAAGAGGUUCAAUGAGCACCCUUGCAACACCGCACAGAGCUCUACACUAACAUAACACACUUCCUCUUCAAACAGUUACAGAGCAAGUUUUAAAUAUGACUACAAUCAAUUGUUGGAAAGACAAUCAGAUUGUUGUAAAUUGAAAAGCAGUUCAAUACAACAUUUAGGGAAUUUUAUUUAAGAAUAAAGCAUAACUAGAAUAUGAAACAAGCAUUCAAAGUCAGAGAGAGAAGAAAUUAAAGUGCUUUAGAGUAAAUUAGAAACAUUUUUCAAAGGUGUAGGAAUACAACAAAUACAAUUGUGUGUGGUUUCUUUUCUUUAAUGAUGAACAAGUAAAUUUGAUGUCUUAAAAUCGCAUCUUAAACCUUGUUCACCCUACGGUUGAUCUCAACAUGACACAUGUAACUCGCUUUCUAAACCAAGAGACUGUAAUUAUACUGGAAGAACAAAGGCUGAGGUAAUUGCUGACUAGAAAACUUUGUUACAGAGUCACUUGACAUCCCAGAAGUUUUCCCAAUACUUGAUACCAUCUUGUUCAGGAGGCGACCAAUUAAAAGACAAAUUCGAGGAGCAAGGGAACAAAACUCAUGUCCACGUUUCUUUUAAUUUUACUCAGAAAUAUAAAAGUGCAAGUUCUGUAAAUUAACAACAUUUACAGUACAUCACAAUAAAUAUGCCACCUUGUGACAUCUAAAAAUGCUAGUUAUUUAUUUGAAAUGAUUCAUAUUGAGAUAAAAACUGCAUCAACAUCAACAAAAAUACCUGACCCAGUAAAGACAGUCUUAACAUAUUAACUAGCAAGAUGCAUAUUCCAUUAUUGCUAUUAGACCAUGCCUCCGAGUUCCAAAGUAUAAAAACUGAUCAGUUUACACAAAAUACCAUUGAAAUUUUUCUCAUCACAGGCACAAUCUAACAUAAAAAAUAAUUCUGACAUUUACAAUGUAGGAGAUUCUCCUACGAAGUGAGGAAAAAAAAAAAUAACAGAAACAGAUAGUUCUAUUUCAGUGAUGAUUCGCUAAAUCCACAGAAAAGCUGCAAUUUGCACAGAGCUGAACUGCUAUAUGAAUAUAUAGUGUCUUUCCAUAACCAUUCCUGGCCUGGUGAGAACAACAGGCCUUUUAGUAAAUUUACUACAAUUUGCUAGCUACCUCCAAGUAUGUAGACCCUAGAUAUCCCAACACAAAUCGCAUGCAGGUGCUUUGUGUCCUGAACAGCCUAGUCUCACAUUAUAUUUAUGCAGUGUAUUUAAAAGGAAUUUUGUCAGUAACUGUACCGUUUCUAGCUCUUUACCCAGAAGGGACUGUGUCUCUGAUUGCAAAACAUUAAAAGUCAGGUAGGACAAAAUAAGAUUUCAAGUACAUUAAAGCCCAUUUUUAAAAUCAUUAUUUGAAUUCUAAGUAAUCACUAUAUAUACAAUAUAUUGUUUUCUAGUCAAUACUUAUUUGGAUUGACCAAAUAAGGUUGAACACUCACUUAUGACUCAGUAUUACUGUCAAAGUUGAAUAAAAAACCCAGUGUACUAUCUGUAACACACCUAGAUUAUAGAAAAAUAAAACUGCUUUUUUAAGAGUUAAGAGUCUCUCAUCUCCUUCAGGAACUGCAACGGAAGUGUUUAACUGCUCUAGGAAUGCCUUUCAUAGCAGGAACUGUGUAUUUCUAGAGAGAAAUAGAAGUGUCUCAACCGUUUCAUUUGGCCUACCAAAUAGGCUAUUACUUUUCUCCUCCAUAUCAGUCUUGCUUUAGAUGCAACCUCAAAAGCAAAUCAAUGAAGGUUAGGUGUGGGCAAGGUCUAAAACUUUGGCAACAUAUUUACAAAAAGGUAAGGAAAAAAAAAAAAGUAAGCUAAGGAACUGUUUAAGGCAACCUGACCAAAGUAAAGAUAAGGCUUUUGGAUCACUAUUUCCAAGGAUAUCCAGUUUUCUUAGCUUUCCAAAGUAACAUCAACUAACUUUCUGGUCAGAUUUCCAUUCAUAAGCUUCUUUAAAAAAAUAUUUACCUUCCUAGAAUAUGAUAUUAACUGAAUAUAAAACAUAAGGAGAUACUACAUAUUACAGACAAAAGUAAAAAAAAAAAGCUACAGAUGAGCACACAGAUGGCCAAGUAUCAAAAAUUCUAUGGUCAUAAUAGAAGUUGUAAGCUCUCCGAGGUAUUUCAAUAUCUUAACACCACAGGUUUGGAAUACCAUAUCGAGACUUAGGAUAUCGUAGUAUUGGUAUAAUUACCAAAGUAGAUUUUUGGUUUUGUGUUUUGUUUGGUUGGGUUUUUCAACACCUUUAAAGGUCACUGCUCUAAAGACUCAGCAGUUUGAGUAUAAAAUAUGUAAAAUUACUGUAUCUGGCAUAUGUAUUUUAACAUAAUGUUCACAAUAUUAAGAGCAGAAAUAAGAACUGCCCACACUGUAAUUGUAUGUCAAACAAAGGAAGUAUUUGGCUGGAAUGUUCCAGAAGCAGAGAUCCUAACUAUUGACAUAAUUUAUAUCACAAGUGUGAGCUGGGUUGGGAGGGAAGGAAUGAAGAAUGGAAGGAGAUGUGAGGUUUAAAAUUCACACAUUAGUCAUCAUGAAGUCACUGACAUAAGCCACUGAAAUUUAGUAAGAUCUGCUUUUCGCAGCUCAACUGUUUUUCUCCUCCCGUGCACUGGCUAAUGCUUGAAGAAAAAAAA
Molecule: messenger RNA, 5854 nt
Organism: Haliaeetus leucocephalus (bald eagle)
Lineage: Eukaryota; Metazoa; Chordata; Aves; Accipitriformes; Accipitridae
Gene: OSBPL1A
Product: oxysterol binding protein-like 1A
Exons: 28
Coding region: 211-3066 (951 amino acids)
Cellular component (GO): membrane; intracellular membrane-bounded organelle; cytosol
Molecular function (GO): cholesterol binding; protein binding
Source: RefSeq, a predicted model, not a curated record